Messenger RNA from Aspergillus candidus, 480 nucleotides. RefSeq lists its product as uncharacterized. Lineage: Eukaryota; Fungi; Ascomycota; Eurotiomycetes; Eurotiales; Aspergillaceae. The transcript has 2 exons. The record is from RefSeq and is a predicted model, not a curated record. The coding region runs from base 90 to 347 and encodes 85 amino acids.
CCUCGCCUGGUCUGCAUGACAAAACCGCCGUGAAUUAUACUCAUCCUCGAUCCUUUUCUCGUCUAUUUGGCUCGGAUGGUUUUCACAAGAUGUCCGACACUUCAGAAGCACAGGAAAAGCGCACAAUCUACCGUUCUGCGCUCCGCAGCAUCAAAGAAGAAUCACUAAAUUGGAAAACCCUCAGAUCAGCGCACAGGAAGCGAGCGACGCGGGGAUUCAACAGGAAUCACUGUCUCUCGAAGACGAGUCGAACUAUCCAUACUUCCUUUCUCCGCUCAAGGAGGCUCUCACGCCCGCAAAGAGGCCAGAGUAUCCAACCUAUAAUGACACUUUCGAAGACUAUAUGAACGUCAAGGGUCUGUCGAUAUACAUGCAAAACUACACGGCGCAAGAACUAAAAAAAGACCACUCCACCCCCCAGGUAUCUGUUAUAGAGCACGGGGUGACUUCAAUUUCGAGGCUCUCUUCGAGGAUCUCUAU